This is a messenger RNA of Hypanus sabinus (Atlantic stingray), 4253 nucleotides long. It is a transcript of the gene slc38a3b, whose product is annotated as solute carrier family 38 member 3b. The coding region runs from base 211 to 1743 and encodes 510 amino acids. Gene Ontology annotation, molecular function: L-glutamine transmembrane transporter activity; L-asparagine transmembrane transporter activity; L-histidine transmembrane transporter activity. Lineage: Eukaryota; Metazoa; Chordata; Chondrichthyes; Myliobatiformes; Dasyatidae. The record is from RefSeq and is a predicted model, not a curated record. The transcript has 16 exons. Gene Ontology annotation, biological process: L-glutamine transport; amino acid transmembrane transport; histidine transport.
CAGCCCCAGAACAUAGCGGACCGCGGCUCGCUGGCCACACUCGUGCAGAAAUUGCCGGCUCCCGCUCUCGUGCUGUUUCCAAACACUUCCCGGCUCCGAGACAGAGGCAUCUGGGGCAACAGCAGCGGCAACACAGGAGACAGACAGAGAGAGCGGCUGGACAGACAGAGCGGUCAUCACCACACUCUUUUGAACAAGACGUGCAGCAACAUGGAGUGUGUACAAGUAGGUAAAGAGGCAGAGAUGGUGGAGAUUAUUCCAAAUGGCAAUCAUGUAGAAGAUCUGAUGGUGCCGAUCAAAACGUCCACAGAAGAGGAAAGGUAUGAAGAAAAUGAAGGAAACUCAGCCGAGUGUGAUGAGUUCCUGCCUCACUCAGACACAGAGAAGAAGCCAACUCGAUUUACAGAUUUUGAAGGGAAAACCUCCUUUGGGAUGUCUGUGUUCAACUUGAGCAAUGCUAUCAUGGGCAGUGGAAUCCUGGGACUGGCGUAUGCGAUGGCCAACACAGGUAUUGUCCUGUUCCUCUUUCUUUUGUCUGCUGUAGCCCUGCUCUCGGCCUAUUCCAUUCACCUGCUUCUAAAGGCUUCUGGAGUGGUUGGAAUCCGUGCUUACGAGCAGCUUGGUCUUAGGGCAUUUGGAACCACAGGAAAAUUAGCUGCUGCUAUUGCGAUCACCUUGCAGAAUAUCGGAGCCAUGUCCAGUUACCUUUACAUCGUGAAGUAUGAACUCCCACUGGUGAUACAAGCUUUUCUCAACAUCGAGGAAAAAACGGGUGAAUGGUAUCUGAAUGGAAACUACCUGGUGAUCAUAGCAUCAGCAACAGUGGUGUUGCCCCUGGCCUUAAUGAAACAACUCGGUUAUCUGGGCUACACCAGUGGUUUCUCCCUUGGCUGCAUGGUUUUCUUUUUAAUUGCGGUGAUCUACAAGAAGUUUCUGAUACCAUGUCCUUUUACCAACAUCCAUGCAAACAGCUCCCUUGUGGCCAGCAAUUACUAUGAGAAUAAAACCUACAAUAACAGUGGCGAUGUUUACAAGGAUACUGAGGAAGAAUGCACCCCACGGUUAUUUACUUUGAACUCACAGACUGCAUACACCAUCCCCAUCUUGGCUUUUGCCUUUGUUUGUCAUCCAGAAGUUCUUCCCAUCUACACAGAGCUGAAAAACCCGUCCAAGAAGAGAAUGCAGCAGGUGGCGAACCUCUCAGUCCUGGUGAUGUACCUCAUGUAUUUCCUCGCAGCCUUAUUCGGAUACCUGACAUUUUAUGGAAGAGUUGAACCGGAGAUGUUACACACAUACAGUAAAAUUGACCCUUUUGAUACUUUGAUUCUGUGUGUCCGUGUUGCUGUGCUGAUUGCUGUAACGCUGACUGUACCCAUUGUACUUUUCCCGGUGCGCCGUGCUAUCCAGCAGAUGCUGUUCCAGAACAAACCCUUCAGUUGGCUCAGACACAUCAGCAUAGCCAUCAUUCUUCUGAGUGGCAUCAACUUGCUGGUCAUCUUUGCACCCAACAUUCUUGAUAUCUUUGGAAUUAUCGGUGCUACGUCUGCCCCGUGCUUAAUUUUCAUCUUCCCAGCUGUGUUCUACAUACGGAUAAUGCCAAAGGAAGAGGAGCCCAUGCUGACACUUCCAAAAAUCCUGGCUGCUUGUUUCGCAGGCCUGGGCUUCCUCUUCAUGACCAUGAGUCUGAGCUUCAUUAUCAUCAACUGGUCUACAGGCACUGAGAACAUAAAUGGACACCACUAGAUGAUGGAGUGUGCCUCACCCACUGAGAGUCAAGUGCCCCCCUCACCCUCAAUGAGCAAGACCAUUGCUAUAGAAUAUGGCUGAGCAACCCAGUGCACAUACUGAACCCAUCAUAGUGAGACAUGUACAAACACUGUGAGUGUGUGUGUGUCUGUGUGCACGCACACACACACACACACACAUAAAAAUACACACUAGCAAAUCUUUACACCGUAUUAUGGUAUAGAAAGUAGUUGAAAUGUUAUAAAACCACACUGCUACACUGCUUCUAAGUUAUUUUGUACAGAGCCAGGACAGGUGGCACUCGCAGUUUUAAAGCUUGAGUAUUGUACAGGGGCACAGUAUUGCUCAUCUGGGUUUCAAACUGAGGAUCUUAGGGUUAUUAGCUUGGGUGGGGAGGGUUCUUGUAUUUUAUAUUGUGCUCCUUUGACACAGUUGAUCACUAUAUAGCUGUAUUCUUAAAGGUGGUUUAGAAGAUUACAGACAAAAGAAAAUCAAACUGCCAUACCCUGUAACUACCUUCAUGCUCCUAAGUGUUGUGUGCACUUUUCAUAGUUCUGUUGUAGAUAGCAGUUGUUAUGCUGCAUUAUGUUGCCUGAACAAUUAAUAUUUCUUAGAUUUUUAAAAAUAUCCUCAGUUGUUUCAGAAGGCCUAAUGCAUGACAUGGUAUUGUAUAGAGCCAAUCAUGCUGCAGGCAGUUCCCCAAUCUUGAGCUCGGGAACUGCUCUCAACCAGGGAGGGAGUCAGAUGUGUAAGGUAGGAAGGAGCAUAAAGUCAACCGGGAUUCCACUGUCCAGAGAUCUCCUGCUUGGAGAAUUAGUGUUGUAACAGUAACCACAAGUGCUACUGUUUAGCCUUCCUGUCUCUGAUUCAUUUAUACUCCUGCAUAAAGAACAGUUCUAUAGUUGGAGGUCCUCUGCUGAUCUAACCUGAUAUAUCACAAGUGUAAAUAUUUUUCAGUCAAUUUCUAGACCAGCAGAACACUUUUGAUUAAUGUACGGUUUUGUACUGACUCUGAUUGGAAAAAAUGCUCUGUUUUAAAUCCCAGAGCCACCACUAAGCCUUCAGCACACAGAUAUUCUGAGCUGAGCAGCGUUUUCACAAAGCACUAGUUCAGUGGUAAAGUUUGUGAAACAAGUGAUUAUUUUCUGCUUGCCAUUUUAAUGGCAAAGGUGAGUUGCUUAUCAUCAGAGACAUGACUUAGAGUUGUUGCUUUUGCCUAAUUUGUAAAAUCUUCAAAUGAUUUGUCCGUGAAGGUUACUAUGCUGUGCUCUUGUGUGAGAGAUGAGGGUUGGAAUCCUAGAUGACUGCUACUAUCAUGUGAGUCAUUUGAACAAUGUAAGCUGGGUUGUUUGCAUCAUGCCCCAGACUGAGAAUGCAAGUCUUUUGAUCCCGCCACCAACCUUACUUCAGCAUCGAUCCUGAGAGUGAUAUCCCUUGCCCAGAACGCAACACAGAACAGAUGCUAGCAUGAGGAAAAACAGAUAAAUAAAGGCUAUACCUAAUUGUGUGAUGUUACACAAGGAGGAGGAAGCACCUGUGUGAUUUUCCUGUUGUCGUUGUGAAGGCAAUGGGCUACUGGAAACUGCAGCCAUGUUCCUUUAUUUGUGUGGGGCUGAGCACUGUGGUCAGCCAAACAUUGGGAAGACACACCAAGCCUCUGGGAAGGAUUGUGAAGGGAACAUACUGCUGGAAACUGCAACUGUCUUCCUUCUCCUGUGUGGGUCAACUCAUCAGGAAAGCAGCCAGGCCAGUGGGAAGAUGGCCAAACCAUUAAGUCCAUCAGACAGGCCACCCACUUCAUCAAGAAUGGCCAGACCAUCAGACAGGCCACCCACUUCAUCAAGAAUAGCCAGACCAUCAGACAGGCCACCCACUUCAUCAAAAAUGACCAGACCAUCAGACAGGCCACCCACUUCAUCAAGAAUGGCCAGACCAUCAGACAGGCCACCCACCUCAUCAAGAAUGGCCAGACCAUCAGCAGCACAUAGUAUCUCAGACAGGCCUCCCAGAGAUGGGAUAACAUCUGUUUGCUGGAUGUUCUCAACAAAGGAAAAAAUUAUGUGAAUAACAAUGUUUUUUAUUAAACUCCAAGCAUUUCAAAUGAAAGGAGUGGGAAGAAGUCAUCUACUAAUGACUUUAAUGAUUUAAUUCAAUGUUUUUUAAAUUAAUUAAAUAUAAUGUCCUUUCUCCUGCACUUAACCAUGACCUAUAAUACUGCAAAUUUGCUUCAUGGACCCUGCCAACCUUGUAUGUUGGUUUAUUAACAUCUCAGAGUAAAAGUAAUAAUUUUGGGGACAAUGGUUUAUUUGGUGAAAACAAUAUUUACAACUUUUUUGAAAUAAAAUUUGCAUUUUAUUUUUGGGUUUGCUAUAAAUUACAACUGAUUUAUUAGAUUGCGCUAUCAUGUUUAGAAAUGAAGCUGCUCAGAUUCCCUCAGACAGUAUUUAUAUUUUAAUAAAUGUAUAAUUAAAUUUUAGUUUAAUAGGAAAUAAAAGGAAUUAAAUAUU